Messenger RNA from Diversispora eburnea, 635 nucleotides. Lineage: Eukaryota; Fungi; Glomeromycota; Glomeromycetes; Diversisporales; Diversisporaceae. The record is from the annotation of a GenBank genome assembly.
AUGUCCGUUACAUUACACACAGAACUCGGUGAUCUUAAAAUCGAAAUUUUUUGUGAGGCUGUACCUACCACAGCAGAAAACUUUUUGGCUUUAUGUGCAAGUGGAUAUUAUGAUAAUAAUUUGUUUCAUAGAAAUAUCAAGAACUUUAUAGUACAGACGGGAGAUCCAACAGGAACAGGAAAAGGAGGAAAUUCAAUUUGGGGAAGAAAAUUCGCUGAUGAAAUCAAAUCAUCUUUAAAGCAUAAUGCAAGAGGUAUUGUAUCUAUGGCAAACAAUGGACCAGAUACUAAUGGAUCACAGUUUUUUAUUACCUAUUCGAAAUUGCCUCAUUUGGAUACAAAAUAUACAGUUUUUGGCAAAGUAAUUGACGGUGCAGAUACAACAUUGGAUGCUAUUGAGAAAGUUCCUAUUGAUGAAAAAAAUCGACCCAUCCAAGAUAUUCGAAUUAAAUCCGUAACGAUCCAUGCAAAUCCAUUAGCUGAUCUGGUUGCAACAAUAGUUGGAAUAAUUCUGGGUCCGGCUUGUUUAAAAUUUAUUGAUCCAAUGAAAUGGACUGAAGAAGAUACGGUAACGGAAGAAUUAAUGCGUAUUGUACUUGCAUUUCAGAUUAUGGCGGCAGCAAUUAAUUUGCCUAG